Molecule: messenger RNA, 2233 nt
Organism: Sinocyclocheilus anshuiensis
Lineage: Eukaryota; Metazoa; Chordata; Actinopteri; Cypriniformes; Cyprinidae
Product: serine/threonine-protein kinase PAK 2-like
Exons: 15
Coding region: 347-1903 (518 amino acids)
Biological process (GO): protein phosphorylation
Molecular function (GO): ATP binding; protein serine/threonine kinase activity
Source: RefSeq, a predicted model, not a curated record
CCCGUCAUGCAACACAGCCGUCAGAACGCAUGGACGGAACCCAUUUGCAAACAGUAGUUUGAGGUUGCAGAAAACUUAUGAUCACAGUUAGUUUUUGCGCGCAUUUUAAUAAUAUUUAUUAAGAUUUUUAUAAUAAUAGGUUAGAAUAAAAACCUGAUCAACCGAAAAAGCUACGUUUAGUGAAGUCCAAACACUGGGCUGGGUCGACAGUUCCGCUUCCCCUCCGCCAUAGCAGACAGAUCCCGGGUCCAAGAAGAAGUUAACUCAAAAAAAACUUACAAAAGAAAUGAAGUCAUGAGGGUUGAUCUCUGAAACCCUAUUACCCCUCUGAGUGUGUUUCCCUGUCAUGUCUGACAACGGAGAGCUGGAGGACAAACCCCCUGCCCCCCCAGUCAGAAUGAGCAGCAACUUUAGCACCGGCAUCAAGGACAGUAUGUCAACAAACCCCAGUUCUAAACCCCUGCCCUCUGUCCCAGAGGAGAAGAGGGACAAACCGCGCAACAAGAUCAUAUCCAUAUUCUCAGCAGAGAAAGGAAGAAAAAAAGACAAGGAUAAGGAGCGUCCAGAGAUUUCAAACCCUUCAGACUUUGAGCACACCAUACACGUGGGCUUCGAUUCUGUCACGGGGGAGUUCACUGGCAUGCCAGAGCAGUGGGCUCGGCUGCUGCAGACCUCCAACAUCACAAAAUCUGAGCAGAAGAAAAACCCUCAGGCUGUGCUGGAUGUGCUCAAAUUCUACGACUCCACAGGCAACAGCAGGCAGAAAUACCUCAGCUUUACAGAUAAAGAUGCACCACCAGCAAAAAAAGGCUCAGAGCAAUCACCAGUCAAGGAUCCUGAUGAUGAUGACGAUGAUGAAGCCCCACCUCCUGUUGUAGCACCACGUCCUCAACAUACCAUAUCUGUAUACACUCGUUCUGUCAUCGAUCCCAUUCCGGCACCUGCUGCCAUUGCAGAUACAGAUGGUUGCAAAGCUGCAGAUAAACAGAAGAAGGGCAAGGGCAAGAUGACAGAUGAGGAGAUUAUGGAGAAACUUAGAACUAUUGUCAGUAUUGGAGACCCCAAGAAAAAAUACACAAGAUACGAAAAAAUUGGACAAGGUGCGUCUGGUACGGUGUACACAGCCAUUGACGUUGCUACUGGCCAAGAGGUUGCCAUCAAGCAGAUUAACCUACAGAAGCAGCCCAAGAAGGAGCUGAUCAUCAAUGAGAUCCUGGUGAUGAAGGAGAUGAAGAACCCAAACAUUGUCAAUUUCGUAGACAGCUUCUUGGUAGGAGAUGAGCUCUUUGUGGUAAUGGAGUACCUUGCUGGAGGCUCUCUGACCGAUGUGGUUACAGAAACCUGCAUGGAUGAAGCACAAAUCGCUGCUGUCUGCAGAGAGUGUUUACAAGCUCUAGAGUUCCUGCAUUCAAACCAGGUCAUUCAUCGAGACAUCAAAAGUGACAAUGUUCUAUUAGGAAUGGAUGGAUCUGUCAAACUAACUGAUUUUGGGUUCUGUGCUCAAAUCACGCCUGAGCAAAGUAAGAGAAGCACUAUGGUAGGAACACCCUACUGGAUGGCCCCUGAGGUGGUCACACGUAAAGCAUAUGGGCCCAAAGUGGACAUAUGGUCCCUGGGUAUCAUGGCCAUUGAGAUGGUAGAGGGCGAACCUCCAUAUCUCAAUGAAAACCCUCUGAGGGCGCUGUACCUCAUCGCUACUAAUGGCACCCCAGAGCUGCAGAACCCAGAGAAGCUGUCACCCAUUUUUAGAGACUUCCUAAACCGCUGCCUUGAGAUGGAUGUGGAGAAGAGAGGUGGAGGAAAAGAACUCUUGCAGCAUCCUUUCCUCAAGCUGGCGAAGCCUCUCUCCAGCCUCACUCCCCUUAUACUUGCUGCCAAGGAGGCAAUGAAGAGUAACCGCUAGCCGUUUGUCACUAUGUACCAAUGGCCAAAUUCCUUCUCACAACCGAUUCCUGUGAGAAUCUCAGCAGGGUCCCCCUUCUAGUCCCGUGAAGGACCUUUGCUAUUCAGCCCUGAGGACCCUAGUCAUCUCCACCCGGGCAACUAACUUGCACAAUCACCAUGUCUUGCCUCCUCACACCAAACUCUCCUUUAAUGUGCCUUUAAGGGAAUACAAAACCAGAGGAGCCACUGACUGUAGACCUCUCUUGUUUUCUACUGAUGUCUCUCAUUGUAUUUGUUUAAUGUAAACGGUUCAGACACCAUUGCAUUGGUCAGUGUGUACCUGAACUUU